Hipposideros armiger (great roundleaf bat) is the source of this 1040-nucleotide messenger RNA. RefSeq names its product serine active site containing 1 (gene SERAC1). Lineage: Eukaryota; Metazoa; Chordata; Mammalia; Chiroptera; Hipposideridae. The transcript is spliced from 6 exons. The coding region runs from base 23 to 550 and encodes 175 amino acids. The record is from RefSeq and is a predicted model, not a curated record.
GUCCCUGGCUGCUUAUUGUGUCAUGUGUUGCAGAAGACUGGGAACCUCAGCUCCUCCGCCAAAAAGCAGCACAUACUGGCAGGAUAUCCGAAAUAUAAUCAAGUUUACCGGAUCCCUCAUUGUAGGAGGUUCAUUAUUUCUUACAUAUGAGGUCCUGGCCCUGAAAAAGUCUUUGACAUUGGAUACUCAAGUUGUAGAAAGAGAAAAAAUGAAGUCAUAUAUAUAUGUGCACACAGUUUCUUUAGAUAAAAGAGAAAACCCUGGAAUCACCUACCAGGCAAGAAAAGAGCUUCACAAAGCAGUAAGAAAAGUAUUGGCAACGUCAGCCAGGAUAUUACGGGGCCCAUUUGCUGACACUUUCAGUACAGUUGACAUAGAGGAUCAUGAGUGUGCCAUGUGGCUGCUUCUCAAGAAGAGUAAGUCAGAUGACAGAGCCGCCCGAUUGCAGGCCGUGCAGGAAAUGGCGGAGGCCCAUCACUGGCACGGACUCCAUUUCAGACUUAACUGUGUCAGAAAAAUCAAGGUCGGAGCCCUCGCGUGUAUAUUUUGAGAAGUUUCCCACUUGAUCCUGAAGAACUCACCCAGGUUAUGAACUGCCAUUGUUGAAAAGAAUGUGUGCUUCAAUGAUUGGAAUUUUGUUCUGAUACAUGUCUUAACCUGUUUGGGCCACUAUAGCAAAAUACCAUAGACUAGGUGGCUUACAAACAGCAGAAAUUCUUUUCUCACAGUUCUGGAGGCUGGAAGUCCAGGGUCAGUGUGCCAGCAGAUCUGGUGUCUGGUGAGGACCUGCUUCCCGUUUCAGAGCUGGCCGUCUUUUCUUUGUGUCUUCGUGUGGCCGAAGGGACACAGGACCUCUGGGGGGAGUCUCUUAUAAGGGCACUAAUGCCAUUCCUGAGGGCUCUGCCAUCAUGACCUAAUCGCCUCCCAAUGGCCUUUCCUCCAAAUACCAUGACAUUGGGGCUUAGGUUUCAACAUGUGGAUUUAGGGGGAACACAAACUUUCAGCCUGUAGCACUACAUAAGAAUUGAGUGGUUAGAUCA